CAUGGAUGUCGUCCUCGGCUUGGCGGGCGAUGUCGUCCGGCUCGUCUUGGCACUCUGCGGGCGGUAGUACGGGCUGUCCCUCCAUGCAGUGGAUGACGUCCUCGGCUCAGCGGAUGAUGUCGACUGGUUCCUCUCGGCGUUCGGCGGGGUGCGGCGCGACUCCGGUCUUGACAUUCUCGGAGGGUGUCCAUAUCCAUGGCGGGAUCGGGUGUACAUCUAACGGUCAUCCGCUGGUUCUUCAUCCGAGCAACGGUACGAGAAAUGGGAGUUCCUGUCUCGGGGGCGUCAUCGUCCGUAUGCUCUCCCGAUGUUUCGUCCUCCGGCUCUUGGGCUACCAACGGAUCUUCCACUAGGAUGCAGCUCUCCUCCACCUGUGUCGAAGAUAAAUCAUCCAGUACAUUGGGAUGGAAAUCGGCGGCUGUGGUGAUGGAUGCGGAUGGCGGCGAACAAUCGGGUGAGAUGUCCUCGUUGUCCGACAGACUUGGAUUGACCUGGUCGUUUCCUGCCAUGGUUUGUGAGAGAAUAACGCGACGAACGUGUGCGGUGAAUAAAAAACGUGAAAGUGUUGUGAUAUACAAAAUAAUUAAUAAGAAAUCCAAUAGAAAUUGCUAUAGCUUCGUAGUGAGUGAAAUACAGAAAAAAGUGGUUUAACAAUGUGCUCAGUGA
Molecule: messenger RNA, 666 nt
Organism: Nilaparvata lugens (brown planthopper)
Lineage: Eukaryota; Metazoa; Arthropoda; Insecta; Hemiptera; Delphacidae
Exons: 2
Coding region: 6-353 (115 amino acids)
Source: RefSeq, a predicted model, not a curated record